CCCGGCGCCAACUCGCUUUUGUCAUUGCUCAGCGUGCUGAAGCCUUGGUGAGCCGUGGGACAAGCGAGAGUGUUUGCCAGGCCCUUCCGCAGCAGCCCAGGAGCAGCGGAGGGCAAGCGCGCGCACCCACCACAAGCAAAACCCAGCUGGGCUCGCCGCGGCGCGCGCGAGCACCAUGGCCCUCGUAAUAGCAAACAACGCGAACACAACAAACGACGACGACGACUUCGAGACCCUCCAGCGGGUCGAGGCCGCGUUAUGUGAAAAACUAAGAAGAGACGAGAACUCCGGUAGUGAUUUGGGAGAUCAGCUCUCGAGAAACUGGACCUGGCGCUCGUCUUCGAGUACAACCACAACGAGUUCGACGAAGGGCGCCCACGAGUACUUCGCCGAGGACCCCGGCUCCCAAUCUUUGGUUGCGCGGGGGUUUGCCCGAUGGCCCGAAUUCGUCACGAGAGAAUCUCGAAGACUGGCGGCGGCGGGCACGAGUCAAGCGGCGGGUCUCUUACCAGAAAUAGAGUGCGCCUGGGCGGCACUCGGCAAGACGCUGGUGGUCUGGGACUAUAGACGAGGGGACGACGUGUCGGUCUAUGAAGGCUUGUCGGAUCGCGUUACGUGCGUCUGCUUGGCGCCUCCCAAACCUAGGGUGUUCGUGGACGCGGUGAGAUACGUCCUGGCCAUCGCUACUGCCAGAGAUGUGGCUUUAGUUGCAUUAGUUUUUGAAAAGUCACAAUCAGAACCGCGAGGCAGGUUACGAGUAGUCCCGACCGAGUUCUCGGCUUCGAACGAGACGACUUUCACCGCAUCAGCCUCGACGCGGGACGGUAGGUUGUUCUUCGCCGGGUCAGAUGGAUUUGUUCAUGAGCUGCAGUACGCGUCGCGCGAAUCGGUCGUGUCGAAAAUUCUGCGGUUAGGCGCGCCGCCUCCUUUGGAACAAUUACCGGCGUCCGGCGAGAAGCGGAAGGCGCCGCCGCCCUCGGACGGGUUUGCUCGCGCGAAGUGCCUGCGACGAGACCCGUCGAUCGCGCGACGAGUAGCAACAAGUGUACUACCUCCUUUCGCGAGACCAGAUUGGUUGCUGCACCCUUUGCGGUUCCUGGGAUUGGAGGGCUCGAAGGCCGAUCCUAUCACAAAAAUUGCCGUUGAUGAUGCGAGGGGCGCUCUAUAUGCGCUAUCGUCGAGGGGCGCCUUAGAUGUCUACGAUCUAGGCCGAGAAGGCCAGCAGCUCUCCCAUGUUGGUAGAGCUGACGUUUCAAGAGCCGCCAAGGUCUGGGCCACGGCGCAUUCGGCACGGGACACGACGGCGCCCUCUCCCCACUUGUUCGACGACAAGCAACGGAAGAAUAGGAAGAUUGUGGACGUCCACGUCGUCUCGGCGCUGGAGUCGGCGACGGUGCAUGCCGUGUGUGUGGACGACGCGGGCUUCCGGUUCUACUUCUCGACCCAGUCGCGUUCGAGCAUGACAUCGUCCUCCAGUACAACGUCGGAGGACUCGUUGCGACCGCGGGCCUUGGUAUUGGUGCAUGUGCGGGCGCCGCCGCCCAAUAGCCUCUGGGACGAGGCCCGUAAGAGGCUAUUGGCUCCCUCUUUGGCAACUGAGGCGCCCGAGGCUCGCGCAGAACCCUCGCGAGACGCGACGGAAAUCUAUUCGACGACGUGCGGCGCCACGUUCUACUCGAGUGGUGUUUUAGCGUUGGCGCGGAACGCCGGCGCCGACGCCGACCGGUUGUUGUCUUCUUCGGUCGACGCUCGCCGAGGCCGAGCUGCGACCGUGACGCCUCAAUCCAGACCGCCGUCGACGGGUGGCUUCUUCGGGGGUUUGAGUCCGACCCAACAGCCUCAGCAGCAGCAACCGAAGCCUCAACAGCAACAACCGCAGCCGCAGGCACCGACAUUAAGAGAGAGUGUCGCGGAGCUGGCCGACGAGGCCGCGGCGACGCCGCCGCCCCCUCGAUUAGUUCCGAGAGUGUGGGCUUUGGCGGAGGCCUGUCCUAGAGAUGAUGCGGCGGCCAAACUCAGAGCUCUGCACGCGCUCUCAAAAACACCGCAACGGCCGGACCCCGUCGACAACACUCCCUCGAAGAUCGAUUCAUUAGUACGGCCUUUGGCAGCCAAAGAGUCGGACGCCUUCGUGGCCACAGAGAACCGAAGGCGGUACGGGGCCGCCGUCGAAAGUAGAUACCGCAAGAGUACGAAGUCCAAGAGCCCGGCCGACGUCUGGAGUGAGACGCCGGAAUACCGAGGCGAGGUCUCGUCACAGAGGCCGCUGCACGGCGGUAGGCAUGUGCGCGUGGAUCUGCCGGAUCCCGGUUUGCACGUACCGAGGCCUCGAGCCUACGCGUGCAAGGUGGCGCCGUUAUCUGAACUAGCGACGCAACAUAUCGUCGGCGAAAGGAGGUUGGUGGCUCUGACGCGUUUAGGAGUGGAAGAGUUGGGGCGGUGCCGGCCGUCCGAUAGGUUUCGCGCGCUGCUCGCGUCCUCACUCGCUAGUGGUGGUCGAGGCGGCGCGGCGGCCCGAGCUUUUAGGGAUGCCUACGGCCCCGUCGAGACGUGCGCCAUGGCUUUAUCUGUCGCGGUGGGCGCCGAUUGUGCGUCCGGCGCGGCGCCGGACAACGCUACUCUGAGGAGAGCUGCAUUAGCCGCCUACCUCGAUCUGGGCGGAAGGCCUUCAUAUCGAGAGGGCCAGCAGGCGCUGCCGCCGCCGGUGCCGGCGCCCGCGCCCGCGCCCGCGCCGGCCUCCUCGAGCGUUCGGUCCCCGUUCGGCGCUUCGGCGCCGGCGCCGGCGCCUUCUAUCGUCCAGACGUAUGUGCCGCCGCCUCGACCGCAGCUCCAGUUCCACCACUCGCCGCGGCAUGACGCCCUAGUGUUGGUCGCGUCUCGACUUUUAAGACCGGCGUGGUUCAAGGCUGUUGUGUGGUUCGACGAGCGGGAGACGGGGCCUUUACAAGCGAGGGCCAAGUUCCUGCUUGAUAGGAGAGAUUUGACGGCAUUACGGGGGCCUCUCACUGAACUAAGGGCCGCAUUACGAGAUGAGCCCGCACUCGCUGUGGCUACAAGACAUGAUUUGUUAGCCGCCGAUAGGGCGAGAAGGGGCCUGCGAGGCGGCGACGAGUCGCAUCUCCGGGAUGCUCAGGCUCGAGACGCGGACGCUGCUAGGGUAGAAGCGUUGGCGUUACACAGAGUCUACCGCCUCGUCGCGCGCGCGGGCGAGGCCCUGGCGUUGCUCGAUGUGCUACUACGAGCGAGAGACGCCGAGGAUCGCACAAAUUGGGCCGCGGCCAAGGACGCGCCGCCGCCCCAGCCGCCGAAGAUCCCUUCUUUGGCUCUUGUGGUGAUCGGCUCAACCACCCAAAAGAAACUCGAACAAAAGCCGUGCACGGCCGUCGACGCGCAUUUGAAACCGCUGGCCGGCUUGACGUUGAGGGAGCUCGUCUGCUCGCGGAAGGCUCAUGAAUUAGUGAGAGGUUGUUUACGAGCUCUGGUCGCGCCGUCUUCAUCAGACAAGGUCAAGCCCUACGCGUGGCCCCACGACUUGGCGCGGGAACUGGGCGCGUCGUGUGGCUUGUUCUUUCGCGGGGGUGACGCCUUGGCCCAUGCGGCCUCUCUGAAGUUAGCCCGAGCCGAGAAGCUCGCGCUCUCGGCUCGCCACGCCGAGGCCGACCAGGAGACCAAAGCGGCGUCCGAGGGCUAUGUUUUAGCCGCUAGGGCUUGGAGAUCUCCUGCCGACGUGCUGCCCGCGGCGAACGGCCAGACUCCCGCACUAGCUGCGGCUUGUAACGCGCUCCGAGCGAGGAACCAGGGCGCCGCCGCCGUGCGCUGCGCGUUAGCUUGUGCCGCGAACUUCACGGGAGACGCCGCCGAGGAGUCGGUGGGCGGCGACUGGGAGAGCGCGUUGUACCGGGGCACGGCGCCCACAUCUUCGGAUUCGGCGGCGGCUUUGAAGGCUUGCUUGGAUGCGGCCGUCGACGCCGUGGGCGGCGAAUUGCGGCGGUGCGUUUCCGUGAGAGAGCACACGGAACGCGACUCGGCGGACGACGCCUUAGCCGCUUGCUGUGCCGCAUCCAUAUCGAUAAGAAACGCGCCGGACUUCCUGGAUCGCGUCCUAGAAGCAGCCAGGGAGGCGGACCCGGCGCGCUUAUUGUCCUUGCCCUUGCCGGCGGUGGAGCCCUUCCUGCGGAAGCGGGACCCCGCCUUGCUGUGGCGCCACCACGCGGGCCGCGGCCGCCACGCGGCUGCGGCGGCUUUGAUGGAGGACCUGGCGACGGCCUCGGGCGCCAAGCUCGACGACCGCGUCGGGUGCUUGGUGCGAGCGGCGGACGCGGCGCGGCGCGCCUGCAGCGCGCCGCAGAUUGUUGAUGAUCAAGCUCCCCUUUGCGACGCGGCGCGCGUGCGCGAUUUAGAUGAGUUGCUGGCCGUGGCGCGGUUGCAGCAGAGGUGCCUGCGGCGCGCCCGCGAUUUACUACAUGACGCGCGGCGGCUCCCGGUGCCGGACGAGCGCGCGCGCGACUUGGAAAGGGUCUGCCAGACGCUCGAGUCGCGGCUGGUCGGCGUGUCCGAGCUCUACAACGACGUCGCGUCGCGCUACGGCAUGUGGGACGUCUGCCUCGCGACGUUGAAGGUCUGCGGCCACGACGAUGAACCGUUAGCUGUCAAGCUCUGGACGAGUCUCAUCAAGAGGUUGGUUCCUAACAAUGCGAGAGACCCCGAGUUGCGGCGGGAGUUAACAAGCGCGCCCUUCUGGGUCGCGCCGGGCUGCACGGACGCACAGGAGCCUUUUUGGGAGGACGACUACGAUGAUGAUCAAGGACAAUGUUUUGAAGAUGGCGCCUGGCGGCGGCCUUUGAGAGAUGCGGUCUCGGCCCUAGGGAGGGAGUUGGGUGCUGAUGAAUUGGGCGCGCCGGGCGUGUCCAGGGGCGACGACGCGCCCUGGACGGGGCCGGCCUUUCCCCUGAAGGCCGUGGCGGCGCUUUUACAAAGACUGGCGACGCGCGCGGCCGACGCUGAUCCCGCGUCGGACGCCGAUUCAGCAGCACCGAAGUGGCCCGCGGAUUGUUUACUGGACGCCGGCGCGCCGCGCCUCGCGCUGUGUCUUGCACUAGCUGACGCGGGGACUGCGCCCCUUGAAAGAUUGCAUGGUCUCGCGAACGCGGCGGACGUUUUGGAUGCUUGGGCCCUGAAGGCUAGGGAUGAUGCGCGAGCUAGAGCGGCUCUGGCGGCGGGCCUGCGCCACGGGGCCGACCCCGACGCGCUCGCGGCGGCGUUGCGGGGCUUCGACGGACGCGGUCGCGGCGGGCCACUCGUGCAGCGCACGCUGGAGCGGCUGGCGCUGACGUCGGAGCGGGUCGAGGCGCUGUUUUCCCGCUGAGGAACCCUGGCUAACGGUGC
Messenger RNA from Pelagomonas calceolata, 5385 nucleotides. Lineage: Eukaryota; Pelagophyceae; Pelagomonadales; Pelagomonadaceae. The record is from the annotation of a GenBank genome assembly.